AGUAUUGAAUUGGGAAAGUGGUUGAAGUUUUAUCGAGUUCGGACACUUUUAAAGCUCUCUCGCGUUGUUUCUUCGAAUUUUCUCAUCCAAAGUGCGCGAUCGGAUCUGGGUUUUAUAUUUUUUUUGACGAACCCGUGUCCCAAUCUUCGAUCUCGUGUCGAAAGUCUCAAUCUUUUUUUUUAUUUUCUUUAUCUCUUUUUUUUCUCAAUUUAAACCCUUUAGUCAAAACCCUAAUUUCCGCCUUCCUGUCAAAAUUACGACUCGUCUGCGUAGAGAUAUAGCCAAUCCUAUCUCUUCAGCUGAGACCAUUAUAUCUAUCAGUUUGUAUUUUAUAGAAAGACCGAAACUUUUCAUCAAUUUCAAGCGGAUAGAGUCAGUGAGCGAUGUCUUGGGCUGGUCCUGAAGAAAUCUAUCUUUCAACCUCACUCGCUAGUUAUCUCGAUAGAAAACUACUUGUGCUCCUUAGAGAUGGUAGAAAGCUAAUGGGAACACUCCGUUCUUUCGAUCAAUUUGCUAAUGCGGUUCUAGAAGGUGCAUGUGAAAGGGUAAUUGUUGGUGAACAAUACUGUGACAUUCCUUUAGGCCUCUAUGUUAUCCGUGGAGAGAAUGUUGUUCUGAUUGGUGAGCUGGACACGGAGAGAGAAGAGCUUCCUCCACAUAUGAUUCCCGUGUCAGAGGCAGAGAUUAAAAGGGCGCAAAAGGUGGAGAGGGAAGCGAGUGAGCUGAGAGGAACAAUGAGGAAGAGAAUGGAGUUUCUUGACUUUGAUUAAACCAGAUUGUGUCCCCAUUCAUUCUUGGCUUGAUGCUCUGCUUUGGCUCGCAAGUUUUAUGAUGAGCCUUUUUGGUGUGUUAGAUUUAGGGGAUCGACGCAAGUCUUAUGUUUCAUUUUGGAAGAAUAUGCAAAAAAUAAUCUGUGUACUUCUGUCUCUUCGGAUCUGUUUUACCUUUUACCUUUUCAGAAGAAAAAUAUUUAGCAUUUUGUAUGCCUGAUCUUGGAAUUGUCCAAUUGGGUAGAGAGAUUGGAUGAUUUCUUAUCAAAAUCAAGAUAUAAGAAUAAAACUUUCUCGUUU
Molecule: messenger RNA, 1070 nt
Organism: Camelina sativa (false flax)
Lineage: Eukaryota; Viridiplantae; Streptophyta; Magnoliopsida; Brassicales; Brassicaceae
Product: sm-like protein LSM1B
Biological process (GO): deadenylation-dependent decapping of nuclear-transcribed mRNA
Cellular component (GO): Lsm1-7-Pat1 complex; P-body
Molecular function (GO): mRNA binding
Source: RefSeq, a predicted model, not a curated record